Messenger RNA from Ochlerotatus camptorhynchus, 6087 nucleotides. RefSeq lists its product as uncharacterized. NCBI's taxonomy places the organism in Eukaryota, Metazoa, Arthropoda, Insecta, Diptera, Culicidae. The record is from RefSeq and is a predicted model, not a curated record. The coding region runs from base 1 to 6087 and encodes 2028 amino acids. The transcript has a single exon. Gene Ontology annotation, biological process: DNA integration. Gene Ontology annotation, molecular function: nucleic acid binding.
AUGUCGAAGAAAUCCACCGAAUCUGAACGGGUAAUCACCGUAGUACCGACGGCGGACGAUGUAGCAGCAGGUAUCGCUAGUGGCGUAGCAGUGGUAGCCACGACCGUCCUCGAUGGUGUAGUAUCCCUUCCCAGUAAAACGCAGGUAACCUCUAGCCUAGUUAAUGCUCAAUCGGUACAUCCAUCUCGUAGUACCGGAGCGAAUCAAAAAACGCAGAAGUUCGAUGCUGCCGGUAAAAUGCCAAUGUCAAUUCCGACCGUGUCCGACGCGAGACGAAAUCCGAUGCGCGUUGUUCGAAGGAAACAAGGUUUCCAUUGUCACUUGUGUAGUGAGCGUGAUAGUGAUCAUAUGGUGCAGUGUGAUGGUGAUGGUUGCAAGCAGUGGUUCCACUACGAAUGUGUGGAAGUUACGGAUGACAUCGCGAACGUUAGUUGGAUCUGUCCCCUAUGCAAUACCGCAAAGGAUUCAACACCAACAGCGAUUAAUCCCCCCACCAGUACCACCACAAACCAGAUGGUUUCCAACACGUCGAAUGAGCAGCAGCAAUGGCCAGUCGAGACAAAAAAUGAUACUGGUGCAAUUCGAACGAAGAGUAAGGCAAGUUCAGCUAGGAGUGAAGCAAGAAGGAUAAGGGAGUUAGAGUUGCAAAAGCUCAAUGAACAGUUCGAGCUGGAGAAGAAGUUUCUGGAGAGAAGGUUCGAGAUCCUGAAGGAUUACGGUAGCGAAACGUCAACGAUCGCCAGCGACUUGGAAAGGAUGUCGAAGAUCCAGGAAUGGGUAGAUGAAACCGAACGCCAUGGUGUGGAGAACGAUUCCGGUUUAGUAGAAGAGGAGAUUAACGGUCAUGCAUCGAACAUCUCGAGGAGGCCACAGGAAAACCAAAUUCCGAUUCUCGCUCAGCACAAUUACCAACCAUCGAUUCGUCCGGACCAACCAGGUCAGCCAUUGCAGCGUACAUAUACACAUCAUCCCAAUUCCACCGUAUUUCGGUCAUCAAACAUCCCUUCGAUGAAUCCAGGCACAUUGGCAGACGGCAACGAGUUUUUUCCUGGACAGCGUUCAACUCCAGUUCGUCGACCACCUCCUGCAGCGCAACCUGCGGUGACCUUCAACGACGAGACGGUGUGUAUCCUGAAUCGAAGUCAACUCGCGGCACGCCAAGCAGUUUCCAAGGAUUUACCAGAGUUCAACGGAAGUUCAGAAGACUGGCCACUUUUCUUUUCUAUAUUCAACUCCUCGACCCAAAUGUGUGGGUUCUCAAACGAAGAGAACAUGCUUCGAUUGCGAAAGUGCUUGAAGGGAAAGGCACUGGAGGCAGUGAGGUGUCGACUGCUCCAUCCAUCAAACGUAGUAGGAGUGAUGUCGACGUUGAAAAUGCUCUACGGAAGACCGGAGGCCAUUGUUCACGCAAUAAUCCGAAAGGUUCGUGCACUACCACUACCAAACAUGGAGAAGCUGGAGACAGUCGUAAACUUCGCGCUUAUGGUGGAGAAUCUUGUCGCCACGAUCCAGGUGUGUGAAGUUAGCGAUUUCGUGUAUAACUCAUCGCUAAGGUACGAGCUAGUGGAGAGGCUUCCGUCAACUCUCAAGAUGGACUGGGCCAAAUACUCUCGUGGAAGGCCGAAUCCAACCUUAAUCGAUUUCAGUGCGUGGCUGUACACGACGGCGGAGGAUGCCAGUGCAGUUAUGAUCAGCAACAGUAGCAGCGAGAAGCGAGGUCGAGAAAACAAAAAGGAUGGCUUUCUGAAUUUCCAUUCCGAGUCGGAAUCCACGAGAGCAGAUCUUGCCGAACCAUCGACCAAGACGAAACCUUCCGGUGCUGCAUCCAAGGAGCAGUGUGCAGUGUGCAAAGGAACGUGUCCGUCCGUAGCGAAGUGCAAGAGGUUCGAGGAGUUCAGCUACGAUUCCAAGUGGGCAACCGUGAAGGAGUGUAAGCUAUGCCGGAAAUGCCUGCGAAAGCAUAACGGAUCAUGUAAGCAGUCCAAACCGUGUGGAAAGAACGGAUGCGAGUUUCUUCAUCAUCCUCUGCUUCAUAACACGCAGAAACACGAAGCUCCGAGAUCGCCAACGCCGAUGGCAGCAACACCCAACAGCACCCAACCAGAGACGAGAAGGACGGAUCAUAGCUGCAACGUUCACCAAGGUCAAUCGGAGAUCUUGUUUAGAAUCGUUCCGGUUAUGCUGUAUGGGCCAACGAAGACGAUACGCACCUACGCGUUUGUAGAUGAUGGGUCUGAGCUCACACUAAUAGAACAGAGCCUGUCCGAUGAGUUGGGUGUGCAGGGACCGACGAAAUCCCUGUGCUUGAAGUGGACCGGCGGAACGCAGAAGAUGGAGAACCAGUCGCAGCAGAUCAACCUGCAAAUUUCCGGCGUGUACAGUUCGAAGAAGUACGAGCUGUCAGGUGUCUACACGAUGUCCUCUCUGCAAAUUCGUCCGCAAACGUUGCUGCUUGCGGAGAUCCAGAGGAAGUACCCGUAUUUGGCAGGGUUGCCACUCGAGUCGUACCACAACGUCAGUCCUCGUAUUCUCAUCGGUCUGGACCACGCUAGACUUGGCCAUGCCAUCAAGAGUCGGGAAGGUAAGGACCACGAGCCCAUAGCAGUGAAGACGCGCCUAGGGUGGAUGGUCUUUGGAAAUUGUGCCGGCAAGGAGGAAGCUACGCGGUAUGUGAACUACCAUAGCGUGCAAACGUGCGAGUGCAACCGAGAUCCGGACGAGGACCUACAUAAAAUUGUGAAAUCUCAUUUCUCGCUCGACAGCCUUGGAGUCGUAAAACCGGACAAGUUGCUAGUCUCGCAUCAGGAUCAACGGGCACAAAUGCUUCUAGAAACUCUCACUCGUCGUACAGCUGAUCGUUACGAAUCCGGCCUCCUUUGGAAGUACGAUAAUGUCCGACUUCCGGACAGUCAACCAAUGGCGCUGAAGCGGUGGAGAUGCUUGGAUAAUCGUAUGACGAAAGAUCCCGUGCUAGCCGAGGCGCUGAAGGCGAAGAUCGACGACCACGUAAGGAAAGGCUACGUAAGGAAGUUGACAGUGGAAGAGCUGCAAACACCACGAUCCCAAGUGUGGUACCUCCCAAUUUUCCCGGUCGUUAACCCGAAUAAGCCGAGCAAGAUGAGACUUGUGUGGGAUGCAGCAGCCACCGUCCAUGGAGUAUCGCUCAAUUCUGUCCUGCUCAAGGGCCCUGACCAGCUGACGUCUCUUCUUUCCGUGCUGGUACAAUUCCGAGAGUUUCGGGUGGCAGUUUCUGGUGACAUUCGUGAGAUGUUUCACCAGGUGAAGAUGCGAGAAAAUGACCAGCAUUGCCUACGUUUCUUCUGGAAGGACGACGACCAAGCGACGGAGCCGAGUGUCUACGUAGUGCAGGUGAUGACUUUCGGUGCUUGUUGCUCACCAAGUACUGCACAAUAUGUGAAAAAUAGUAACGCUAUGCAGUUCGAGCGGGAUCAUCCGGAAGCUGUCAAUGCAAUUGUCAAACGGCACUAUGUGGAUGAUAUGCUUGUGAGCGUGGAGUCCGCAGAGGAAGCAAUUCAGCUUGUACAGGACGUGAAAAGGAUUCACGCAUCGGCCGGUUUUGAGAUGCGGAACUGGAUAUCGAACUCGCGUAGCGUCUUGGCGGCGGUGAGUGAGGAAACGACGAAGGAGAAAAACCUCGACAUCGGCGAAGAAAGCAUCACCGAGAAAGUUCUUGGCAUGUGGUGGGAUACCUCAAAGGACUGCUUCACCUACAAGGUCUCCGCGCGAUACGAUGAGGAGCUCAUAUCAGGAAACCGUCGGCCAACCAAAAGGGAAGUUCUACGCACUCUAAUGAUGGUAUUCGAUCCAUUGGGACUCAUCGCGCACGUGUUAAUGUUCUUGAAGACGUUGCUCCAGGAGAUCUGGCGAACGCCGGUUGGUUGGGAUGACCCGAUCGAGGAUUCGCAGCACGACAAGUGGUUGGCAUGGUUAGCGAUCUUUCCGCAGAUAGCAAACGUUGAAAUACCACGCUGCUAUCGAGUGCAAACACCUGGUGGAUCAAGUACCGUAGUGCAAAUGCAUACAUUUGUUGAUGCAAGCGAGAACGGGUUUGCUGCGACGGUGUACCUACGAUUCGACAACGGCGAUACCGUCGAAUGCGCACUAGUUGGUGCCAAAACAAGAGUUGCGCCGCUCAAGUUUCUGUCGAUUCCUCGUUCCGAACUGCAAGCGGCAAUCAUCGGUGUGCGUUUUGCGGAUACCAUUUCGAAAUCACUCUCUAUCAACGUCAGCCAGCGAACGUUCUGGACAGACUCCAAGGAUGUACUCUGUUGGCUGCGUUCAGAUCACAGGCGGUACAGCCAGUUCGUGGCAUUCCGUGUCAGCGAAAUCCUCGAGACUACGGAUAUCAUCGAGUGGCGAUGGGUGCCGACGAAACACAACGUUGCUGACGAAGGAACGAAAUGGAAAAGAGCCCCCAACUUGUCAAGUGACAGCCACUGGUUCCGUGGACCGGAGUUCCUUCUCCUCAAAGAAGAAGAUUGGCCUGUGAAUCCGUUUCCUGGAAGAACUACCGAGGAGGAUUUACGACCGCAUCUGCUUCUGCACACUCAAUCUAGUGAUCCAGCAAUUCAUCCACCGGAUUUCUCGAGGUGGACCGACCUGCUACGCGUAACGGCCUACGUACUGCGUUAUAUCAACAACCUGAAACGUUGCUGCUACGGCCGACCGCGAGUGUCGGGACCGCUGAAAAGACAGGACUUUAUCGAUGCAGAAAAUCAUCUGUUUCGCCAGGCUCAAUCUACCACUUUCGCAGAAGAGGCAGCUAUCCUCAUGAAGAACCGUCUGUUGAAGGAUCCAGCAAAAACGGUUCCCAGAUCAAGCCUGCUCUACCAGUGGUGUGCCUUUCUGGAUGAAAAUGAUGUGCUGCGUGUCAAAGGUCGAACGAAGGCCUGUAUAUUUAUCGAUCGAGAUGCAGCCGAACCGGUGAUUCUUCCCCGGGAUCAUCCUGUUACUCGCCUCAUCAUCUCUGCAGUACACGAUAGAUUCAAUCAUCAAAACCACGAGACGGUGGUGAACGAGAUACUGCAACGCUACCGUAUUCCUCGCCUGAAAGCAGCGUACCAUCAGAUCCGGAAAGACUGUCAACAAUGUAAAAUCCUCCGCGCCAAGCCGCAGCCACCAGCAAUGGCUGACCUUCCUCCAGCUCGCCUGGCCGCCUUCACUCGUCCCUUCACUCACACGGGAGUGGACUACUUCGGUCCGAUGAUGGUAUCGGUUGGAAGACGUACCGAGAAACGGUGGGGGGUUCUCGCCACUUGCUUAACCACUCGCGCCAUCCAUCUGCAGAUCGCUCACUCACUGACCACCGAUUCCUGUGUAAUGGCCAUUCGGAACAUCAUGGCUAGAAGGGGUAUACCUGCUGCGAUCUAUAGCGACCGUGGGACCAAUUUCCGAGCUGCAAGUAAGGAGUUACAGAGUGCUACAGAAAAACUCGACCAUGAUGCGCUAGCGAAGGAGUUCACCUCCAGCCACACUGAGUGGUCUUUCAACCCUCCCGUCACGCCUCACAUGGGUGGAGCAUGGGAGCGUUUGAUUCGGAGUGUCAAGCAGAACCUCGGACGAAUGCAAACGAGCAGAAUCCCGACUCCCGAAGUACUGGAGAACACGUUGGUGGAGAUCGAGAAUAUUGUCAACUCCCGUCCUCUGACCAACGUACCAAGCGAUGGUGACAAUUUCCCGGUUUUGACGCCCAAUCACUUUCUCUUGGGAUCCACCAACGGCCUGAGAUCGUGGGCUCCUCUGGACGAUAGCCCUAUCCUGCUUAGGAACAGCUGGAAGCAGCCGCAGGUGAUAGUGGACGCGUUCUGGAAGCAGUGGGUUCAGGACUACCUGCCUACAAUUACCCGUAGGACUAAGUGGUUCACACCGGUGAAGCCGAUCACAGUUGGAGAUCUGGUAAUCAUUGUGGAUCCGAAGCUACCACGAAACUGCUGGCCAAAAGGCCGAGUGAUUGCCACGUGUCCGGCUCCAGAUGGUCAGGUAAGGUGGGCUACCGUGCAAACCGCAUCGGGGGGUAUCUACGAACGACCAGCGGUGUCUUUGGCUGUACUCGACGUAGGCGUUUGA